Athalia rosae (coleseed sawfly) is the source of this 1955-nucleotide messenger RNA. Its product is annotated as adenosine deaminase 2. Bases 139 to 1686 code for a protein of 515 amino acids. Gene Ontology annotation, molecular function: adenosine deaminase activity. Gene Ontology annotation, biological process: inosine biosynthetic process; adenosine catabolic process. The transcript is spliced from 3 exons. Lineage: Eukaryota; Metazoa; Arthropoda; Insecta; Hymenoptera; Athaliidae. The record is from RefSeq and is a predicted model, not a curated record.
GCUGAGGCGACAGCGAACCGUCAGACGUUGGAGGGAUCGUGGUCAGUUAUAAUCAAGCGUCGGUCAACCGCGUAUAAUUCCUCGCGAGGAGCUCUUCGUACUAUAUUUUCAAUAUCGAAUCGCGUCGCUUUCGGUACAAUGAUGGUACGAUGUUCGCAGUGUUUAUAUUUCUAUUUAUUUACCCUGGUCGGUUAUUCCCUGGGAUCUCCAGAGUAUUGGGCAGAACGUAGUCAGAUAUUAGCCGAUGAAUCUCACGAAUCAUUGGGAGGAAAAUUGAAAUUCAAUCGCGGCGAGAGAGCGGUAAAUGACAUUCUCAUGACGGCCAAAGCGCAGGAAAUUCGAGCUGGGUUUUACGACCCCAGCAAUUUCCUACCGUCUAGAAAUUUUAUGGCCGUCAUAGAAGACAUUAAGGAAUCGUCAACUUUUCAAAUGAUCCGUAAAAUGCCCAAAGGCGCGCUGCUGCAUGCCCACGACACGGCCCUCACAUCAGUGGAGUUCGUAUAUUCAAAUAUCACUUUUCGAGAUCACCUUCACAUUUGUCGUCCCGGAGCCCCAGGUGAAAUUCUUGGUUUUCGAUUUCUCCGAUCACCGGAUGCGGACGGAACUUGCAAAUCCCAAUAUGGGUGGGAAAAUCUAGCAGACCUCAGAGCCGACCCGAAUAAAGCUGACGAGAUCAACGCGAUGGUGAAAAAUUCACUGACCAUGGUCGUACCGAACCCGGAAAAACAAUAUCCAAAUGUUGAUGAAGCGUGGACGGCGUUUAUGAAUGUAUUCGAUAUCACCGAACCACUUCUUACUUACUAUCCAGUCUUUGAAGACUAUUAUUAUCAGGGACUUACGGAACUGAGAGAUGAUAAUGUGUUUUAUCUUGAAUUGAGAUCGAUUCUUCCAAAUCUUUAUGACUUGGAUGGAAAGGUAUACGGACCAAUCGACGUCGCUCGUCUCUACAAGCACACAACCGAUAGGUUCGUUAAGGAUAACCCGGAUUUCAUCGGAGCAAAGUUGAUUUUCGCCCCAGUCAGACAAUGUACAACAUCGACACUGGACGAAUAUCUCCGGAUCGCAGAAGAGUUGAAAAAAGAGUUACCUGAUUUUGUAGCCGGGUUUGAUCUGGUAGGUCAGGAAGACAAGGGGAAACCUUUGAUAGAGUUCGCGGAUAAGUUGAAGGCUGUGUCUCCGGAUAUACCGUUGUUUCUACACGCUGGAGAAACAAACUGGUACGGAGCCAGCACUGAUGAAAAUUUAAUCGACGCUGUUCUUCUUAACGCGACUAGAAUCGGACAUGGGUACGCGAUUCUGAAGCAUCCCAAAAUACUGGACAUAGUCAAGGAACGGGGAAUAGCGAUCGAAGUUAAUCCGAUUUCAAAUCAGGUUCUCAGGCUCGUGGAUGACCUCAGAAAUCACCCAGCGAGCUACCUUUUCUCCCGUGAUUUCCCGGUUAUCGUUUCUGCGGACGAUCCUGGUCUAUGGGGGGCGACUGGUCUCAGCUACGACUUCUACGAAGCUUUUCUCGGUAUAAUGUCACGCUCAGCAGACAUCCGGGCGCUGAAACAGCUGGCUUUAAAUUCUAUAAAGUUCAGUGCGAUGUCGAAGGAUGAAAAAGCUCGCGCCUUAUGCAUUUGGAACGAAAAAUGGGCCGCUUUUAUCAACGACUCAGUUCAGGACCACAAUGUCCUCUUUAUGUGACGAGCCCGAGCGCACUUAUUGAAGAAAAUCGUCGAUGGUGCUUCACUAGUUUAUAAUUCAGUUGAAGCUCAUAAUUGGGAACAAUUGGAAAGAUGGUUGAAAUGUCAUGGACGUCCACUAUAGGGAAGAAAAAGUGAGCUGACAGAAAAUUGAGACAUUAUUACUCGUUUUACUAUGUAAAUAAUAUCUAUGCUUUUAUUCCAAAUAAUAAUGUCAAUUAAUUUUAAUCACUUGUCGAAACAUUUUAAUAAACAUGAACAUUACUCAUG